Messenger RNA from Aspergillus chevalieri, 672 nucleotides. RefSeq lists its product as uncharacterized. The transcript has 3 exons. Lineage: Eukaryota; Fungi; Ascomycota; Eurotiomycetes; Eurotiales; Aspergillaceae. The record is from RefSeq and is a predicted model, not a curated record. The coding region runs from base 1 to 672 and encodes 223 amino acids.
AUGGAUUUUGACGAUGACGAGCCUAUCGAUAAGGAGCUGUGUAUGAGUCCGAUGAUUGGGAUUGCGAAUGUUAAAAGAACCAUCAUCAUGGGUCGCAUUAAGCUGACCUUCUCGAACGUCGGUGAGAAGGAUCCUUUCUUCAAGAAGGAAUCUGAGGGCCCUCAACACAAGCCAUACAAUUCUACAGCACCGAGUUCUACUGGACGACCGACCCCAGAGUCAAUAAGGCAGAGCGCGUCUUGGAAAUUCAAGAUUACGAAUACUCUGGAUCCGUCGAAGAAGCCUGGGGCCGCUACCUUAGCGAGAUGGUCCAAGGCUCCAACUCGUUCAUGGUGGCCGCCGCAGCUGCUACCUUCCGCUGCCUUCUUCGCCCUGGAAGUUGAAAUUGGACGGGCUCCUCUUCAAAAACGGACUUCGUGCCUUUACGAGCUGCGCGGAUGCUUUGCCAUUGUGGCAUUCGGAACCAGAUACAAGCUGUUCUACUACGUCCACUACGGCCCCAACCCAUUUCCGCCUCUCGAGCCCGCUACCAACAACUCGUACUGUGAGCAGAUCGCUGCAAAGGUUACCGACCCGGUCUCGAAGAAUCGUCUGAUCCAGCUCAUUCCCGGUGACGAGCCGAUGGAUCUGCGCAACAGCGAAGGAUGGGACAUGUUGGCGCACUGGCUCUGA